UCUCUUGAGGUUCUCGCCAUGGCUGCAUCCUGCUCGGUACCUUCAAUGAUAAUGGAAGAAGAACGGAGGUUUGAAGCUGAAGUUGCAGAGGUGCAAGCAUGGUGGAACUCUGAGAGGUUCAAGCUAACACGUCGACCAUACACGGCUAGAGAUGUGGUCUCCCUUCGAGGCAACCUCAGACAGAGCUAUGGCUCCAAUGAGCUUGCCAAGAAACUGUGGAGGACUCUUAAGAUCCACCAAGCCAAUGGGACUGCAUCAAGAACCUUCGGUGCUCUCGACCCAGUUCAAGUCACCAUGAUGGCCAAGUACUUAGAUACUAUCUAUGUCUCUGGUUGGCAGUGUUCAUCCACGCACACAACCAGCAAUGAACCGGGGCCAGACCUUGCAGACUACCCUUACGACACUGUCCCGAACAAGGUCGAACACCUCUUCUUCGCUCAGCAAUACCAUGACAGGAAGCAAAAGGAGGCUCGAAUGAGCAUGAGUCGGGAAGAGAGAGCCCGAACACCUUAUAUAGAUUAUCUGAAGCCUAUAAUUGCUGAUGGAGAUACUGGUUUCGGUGGUGCAACUGCUACUGUUAAGCUUUGCAAGCUUUUCGUUGAGCGUGGAGCAGCUGGAGUCCAUAUUGAAGAUCAGUCUUCGAUGACUAAGAAGUGUGGGCACAUGGCUGGAAAGGUUCUGGUUUCAGUCAGUGAGCACAUCAAUAGGCUCGUUGCAGCCAGAUUGCAGUUUGAUAUCAUGGGGGUCGAAACUGUGUUGGUGGCUCGUACUGAUGCUGUCGCUGCUAAUUUGAUUCAGACCAAUGUUGAUACCCGAGACCAUCAGUUCAUACUGGGAGCAACUAAUCCCAACCUUAAAGGAAAGAACUUAGCCACGAUCCUGGGUGAAGCUAUGGCUGCUGGAAAGACUGGAUCUGAGCUUCAAGCUAUCGAGGACAAUUGGUUAUCCAUGGCCCAAUUGAAGAGCUUCUCUAAAUGCGUAAUGGACGCGAUUAAGAGCAUGAACAUUGGGGAAGAAGAGAAACAGAGGAGGUUGAAUGAAUGGAUGAAUCAUUCUAGCUAUGAAAAAUGUCUGUCAAAGGAUCGAGGCCGAGAAAUAGCUGCGAGGCUGGGACUUAAGAAUCUGUUCUGGGACUGGGACUUGCCUAGAACGAGAGAAGGGUUCUACAGGUUCAAAGGAUCAGUAAUGGCGGCAGUUGUGCGUGGUUGGGCUUUUGCGCCUCAUGCCGACCUGCUCUGGAUGGAGACAUCGAGCCCCAACAUUGUGGAGUGCACCCAAUUUGCUGAAGGGGUGAAGUCUAAGUACCCAGAAAUUAUGCUAGCCUAUAACCUCUCUCCCUCCUUCAACUGGGAUGCAUCGGGGAUGAGUGAUGAACAAAUGAGAGACUUCAUCCCUAGGAUUGCAAAGUUGGGCUUCUGCUGGCAGUUCAUAACUCUGGCUGGUUUCCAUGCGGAUGCGCUGGUGACUGAUACCUUCUCCAAGGAAUUUGCAGAGAGAGGGAUGUUAGCUUAUGUGGAGAAGAUUCAGAGGGAGGAGAGGAACAAUGGAGUUGAAACAUUGGCUCACCAGAAGUGGUCAGGUGCAAAUUACUAUGAUAAGGUGCUCAAGACUGUCCAGGGAGGCAUUACUUCUACUGCUGCCAUGGGGAAAGGAGCGACUGAGGAGCAAUUCAGAGAGACGACGUGGACUCGGCCAGGAACCAUGGGAAUCAGCGAAAACAACGUUGUGGUUGCCAAGUCAAGAAUGUAGGGAUAUGUUAUCACGCAUCAGUCAUAGUUUCGGAGCUUUAGUUGCUAUCUCAUAUGUUAAAAGUGGAAAUGAAGUAAUUAAGAAUAAAAGUUGUGUAAUAGUUCUGGGGGAAAA
Molecule: messenger RNA, 1863 nt
Organism: Nelumbo nucifera (sacred lotus)
Lineage: Eukaryota; Viridiplantae; Streptophyta; Magnoliopsida; Proteales; Nelumbonaceae
Gene: ICL
Product: isocitrate lyase
Biological process (GO): carboxylic acid metabolic process
Cellular component (GO): glyoxysome
Molecular function (GO): isocitrate lyase activity
Source: RefSeq, a predicted model, not a curated record